This is a messenger RNA of Emericellopsis cladophorae, 1011 nucleotides long. Its product is annotated as Isopenicillin N synthase. Gene Ontology annotation, biological process: biosynthetic process. Bases 1 to 1011 code for a protein of 336 amino acids. The transcript has a single exon. The record is from RefSeq and is a predicted model, not a curated record. Gene Ontology annotation, molecular function: iron ion binding; oxidoreductase activity. Lineage: Eukaryota; Fungi; Ascomycota; Sordariomycetes; Hypocreales; Bionectriaceae.
AUGGGUUCUCUCCCCACUGCCAACGUUCCUCGAAUUGACAUAUCGCCUCUGUUUGGUGAUGAUGGCAAAAAAAAAGCCCAGGUAGCGCGAGCUAUCGACGCAGCCACGCGCGACACCGGCUUCUUCUACGCUGUCAACCACGGUGUUGACCUUCCAUGGCUCUCUCGCGAGACUGCCAAAUUUCACCAGACCAUUAGCGAUGAGGAGAAGUGGCAGCUGGCCAUACGGGCUUAUAACGAGAAGAAUGAGUCCCAGGUCCGCGCAGGAUACUCUCUCCCUAUCCCGGGAAAGAAGGCUGUGGAGUCACUUUGCUACCUCAACCCUUCAUUCGGGCCUGAUCACCCACGCAUCAAAAACAAGACGCCAAUGCACGAGGUCAACGUUUGGCCAUCUGAGGAGAGGCACCCUGGAUUUCGGUCCUUUGCCGAGAAGUACUACUGGGACGUUUUCCGCGUUUCCGAGGCGCUCCUUCGAGGGUAUGCAUUGGCAUUGGGCAAGGAGGAGAACUUUUUCGUCCAGCACUUCCAGCGAGACACGACUCUGUCGUCUGUCGUUCUCAUCCGCUACCCCUACCUGGAGAACUACCCCGCACCGGCAAUCAAAACGGCCGACGACGGCACGAAGCUUAGCUUCGAGUGGCACAAGGAUGUGUCGCUCAUCACCGUUUUGUACCAGUCGGAUGUGCAGAACCUGCAGGUCAAGACCGCUCAGGGCUGGCUUGACAUUGAGCCGGAUGACACUGGGUUUCUGGUCAACUGUGGUGGCUACAUGGCCCACAUCACUAAUGAUCAUUAUCCUGCACCCGUCCAUCGCGUCAAGUGGCAGAAUGCAGAGCGACAGUCCUUGCCUUUCUUCGUGAAUUUGGGUUGGGAUGACACUGUGCAGCCUUGGAAAGCCGCCGACAAGGACGAGGCUUCCGAGGAGCAAGGCAUGUGUAACGAGAGCAUCUCCUACGGAGCGUACCUGCAAGGGGGGCUGAUUGGGUUGAUUAAGAAGAAUGGACAGACCUAG